Messenger RNA from Engraulis encrasicolus (European anchovy), 902 nucleotides. It is a transcript of the gene pigh, whose product is annotated as phosphatidylinositol glycan anchor biosynthesis, class H. The transcript is spliced from 5 exons. Lineage: Eukaryota; Metazoa; Chordata; Actinopteri; Clupeiformes; Engraulidae. The coding region runs from base 174 to 713 and encodes 179 amino acids. Gene Ontology annotation, biological process: GPI anchor biosynthetic process. Gene Ontology annotation, cellular component: glycosylphosphatidylinositol-N-acetylglucosaminyltransferase (GPI-GnT) complex. The record is from RefSeq and is a predicted model, not a curated record.
ACCCUGUCGCUCGGCUCGCGUCCUUGACAAUAGCAGCGCACGCGCAUUAAGCCCGACUCCAAUCGAGUAGAUGCUUCAAACAGGAACAGAUUUUGUUUAGAUUUGCUAGAGACAGAGCAAAGUUGUUCUGCUUGAGCCCGUUAAAACUAAGCGCUUUGAAGAGGAAAGGGACGAUGGCUGUCCAGUUCACCGACGUUAAUGGGACUGCAAUUACCUUGGAUUGCCAAACACAUACAGAUUUCUGUAGAGAAUUUACUGUUAGCACGCCGAAGUUAUCUCUCCGCAGUACCCUAAUGUACACCUGCACUGUUUGGCUGUUUGCUUACGCCGUAUUCUUCUUCACUGAUAACACUCUUGUCCUCUCCAGUGCUAUAAUUGUUACGCUGGUGGGCAUGAUGGUCCACAUCCACUUUGUGAAGGUAGACCAUGAAUCGCUGCUGAUUAUAAGGUCGCUGGGAAUUCAGCUGUCCUCGUCCUUCGCCUCGGGGAGAGAGUGCACGUCUUUCAUCGAAAUGAGCCAGAUAAAGGACAUUGUCAUCAACGAAGCUGUGCACAUGCACAGGGUUGUGUACUACCUCUGCAUUCUUUUGAAGGACCCCUCUGAUCCGGAGAAGAUAGCCAGUGUAGUGCCCCUUUUUCAGAGUUCCAUGCCGAGGUUGAAUUGCUUGACACAAGUGUACAAAGCCUGCCAAGAGAUACUCUUACUGAACUGAUGGCAAGAUCCCUUAUUCCAGUCCUAUCCAGGUGCCUUAAAGCUGAUACGAGUGAUGACGAAACGUUUAUACUGGAUAAUUGCCAUGGUGUAUAUGUGUUAUUUAUUUAUUAAUAAAGUCAGAGUGGCUGUCAAAUUCAUGCAUUAGCUGUUUUUAGUGAUGUGUUUGAAAUAAACAAGUUGAAACUUC